AGCGGCGGGCGAGCAAAGCCAGCUGCAAAGAUGGAGGAGAAGAGGAAAAGGAGGAGGUGGUUGUGGUUAUGAAGGGUUGCCGCGGCAGGACAGCCGGUUAUAGUUUUCUUGUUGGAGAGGGGAGGGAGGGUCAGGAAGAAAUCGAUCUAGGGUAGGCCGGGCCCAGUAAUUGCAGCUUCCCAUCCUGCACGCACAUCUGCAAGGAAAGCAGCCGCAGCAGCAGGAACGCGCCAUUUUUCCCCGAUCUUCUUCCAGAUUCUCUGAUUUUAUCAAGGACUAUUUUCAGCUGAUCAGUGAAUCCAUGAGAGAAAAUUCAAACUGAGGGCUCCCAAGAAGGAUUUCCUUUUCUCUUCAAGGGAUGCUCUUACAGAAUUGGCUAAACAGAUUGUUCUGACUAUCAAUCCCCAUCCGUAAGUGAAGGUGACCUACCAUAGGUCCAGAUCUGAAAACCAAAGCCUUCUCCUUCCUGAUUUGUCAUCAAUCGGCCAUUUACUAAGAAGGAAAACAUGAGUUCCAAUAAUGAAUCAGAUGGAGUUUCUGGACGUGAGCCAUCAUUGGAACUCCUGUCACGGGCACAGAUCCACGCCAUACCUGUGCCAGCCAUCAUGAUCUACAUGAUCAAGUUCGACAAUGGAAAAAAUUGCCCAGGAUGCUUAUAUAAUAAUCUUCCUUGGUGAUUUCAGGAUUGGUCUACACACAUGGCAAAAUGCAGUGGGAAUGAGACAGUAGAAUGGACUGUGCCACUUCAGAGUACAGCUAUGGACUUGAAGCCCGUUCUUCCCAUGGUGAUGCAGAGUUCUUGCAACAGCAACAGCAGCCCAGUGGAUUUGCGGAUGGAUUCCCGGUCCAAUGUGCCCACUAUGGACCCAACUGUCCGGGAGCAGCAGUUGCAGCAGGAACUACUGGCUCUGAAACAGCAACAGCAAUUGCAGAAGCAGCUGCUCUUUGCCGAGUUUCAGAAGCAACAUGAGCACCUAACACGGCAGCAUGAAGUCCAGUUGCAGAAACACCUCAAGCAGCAGCAGGAAAUGUUGGCAGCAAAGCGUCAACAAGAACUAGAGCAACAGCGUAAACGAGAACAACAGCGACAAGAAGAGCUGGAGAAGCAGCGUCUGGAGCAGCAGUUACUCAUCUUACGCAACAAGGAGAAAAGCAAAGAAAGUGCUAUUGCAAGCACUGAAGUGAAGCUGAAACUUCAAGAGUUCCUUCUCAGCAAGUCAAAAGAGCCAACUACAGUGGGUGGCUUGAAUCAUUCCCUCUCCCAGCAUCCCAAAUGCUGGGGAGCUCAUCAUACCUCAUUGGACCAGAGUUCCCCUCCCCAGACAGGAAGCCCGGGAACACCAGCCUCUUGCAAACUACCUUUACUUGGCACUUACGAUAGCAGAGAUGACUUUCCACUCCGGAAAACUGCCUCAGAACCCAAUUUAAAAGUGCGCUCACGAUUAAAACAGAAGGUGGCAGAGAGAAGAAGCAGUCCUCUGUUGCGGAGGAAAGAUGGGACAGUCAUCAGCACCUUCAAAAAACGAGCGAUUGAAAUCACAGUGUCUUCAAUGUGCAACAGUGCUCCUGGAUCUGGCCCAAGUUCCCCAAACAGCUCCAACUGCGCCAUCACAGAAAACGGGCUUACUGGGUCAGUGCCUAAUAUACAUACUGAGAUGUUGCCACAGCACCAAGCUGUUACCGUGGAUGGAUCAGCUAGCCAACUUAGCCUAUACACUUCUCCAUCACUGCCCAAUAUCUCCUUAGGACUCCAGACAACUGUCACAGUCACAAAUUCACACCUCAAUACCUCCCCAAAUCUAACCACACAGCAAGAAGCAGAGCGCCAGACCAUCCAAUCAUUGCGCCAGGGAGGUGCCUUGACAAGCAAGUUCCUCAGCAUGUCUUCUAUUCCCAGUUGCCUUCUGGGAGUUGCUCUUGAGGGAGAGACCAAUAAUCAUGGGCACGCUUCUUUGCUUCAACAUGUCCUGCUUCUGGAACAGGCUCGGCAACAGAAUACACUAAUUGCUGUUCCUCUGCAUGGCCAAUCCCCUCUAGUGACAGGAGAACGCAUCCCCUCCAACUUACGCACUGUAAGCAAGUUGCCUCGACAUCGUCCAUUGAGCCGCACCCAAUCAUCCCCAUUGCCUCAAAGCCCCCAAGCAUUGCAACACUUGGUUGUGCAGCAGCAGCAUCAACAUUUUCUGGAGAAGCAGAAACAGCAGCAAAUUCAACUGGGAAAGAUAAUCACUAAGACUGGUGAGUUGCCACGACCACCUACUACACAUCCUGAAGAAACAGAAGAGGAAUUGACAGAACAACAGGAAUCUUUGGGGCUUGGUUCGGGCCUGGGCCAGGGGCCCUUUGUGCUGGAUGGGUCAAUAGAAAAUGAGGGGACCCAGGAUGGCUUGGAUGAACAAGAGGAGGAUGAAGAAGAAGAAAAGAGGGCAGCCAAAGAACAAGGCUGUCUUCGAAUGAAAGAUGAAGAUGGAGUGAACCUGCUGGAAGAAGAACAGGAGGUUGAGGAGGUGGGAGUUACUUACAGGCAGGUAUUUGCUGAUGCGCAUCAGUUAAGAUCUGUGCAGCUCUAUCAAACUCCCCUGAGCAUCAGCCCUGUACCCCAUCAAGCCCUUAGCCGUACCCAGUCUUCACCUGCUAGCACUAGUCUGAAGAACAGUACACCUGAGCCUUUGGUCCAUCACCUUUUCACUACAGGUGUUGUUUAUGACACGUUCAUGCUGAAGCACCAAUGUACAUGUGGAAACACUAAUGUUCACCCAGAACAUGCUGGGAGGAUCCAAAGUAUUUGGUCCAGACUACAAGAGACAGGAUUGCUAACCAAGUGCGAGAGAAUCCGAGGCCGGAAGGCAACAUUGGAUGAAAUCCAGGCUGUCCAUUCGGAACACCACACAUUACUAUAUGGAACAAGCCCCUUGAACAGACAAAAACUUGACAACAAGAAAUUACUAGGUCCCCUUAGUCAGAAGAUGUAUGCUGUCCUCCCGUGUGGUGGAAUCGGGGUUGACAGUGACACAGUGUGGAAUGAGAUGCAUUCAUCCAGUGCAGUCCGAAUGGCUGUUGGCUGUUUGCUGGAGCUGGCCUUUAAAGUGGCAUCAGGGGAACUUAAGAAUGGAUAUGCUAUCAUCCGACCACCAGGUCACCAUGCAGAAGAAUCUACUGCUAUGGGCUUUUGCUUCUUCAACUCUGUUGCCAUUGCUGCUAAGCUUCUACAACAAAAGCUUGCCAUCAGUAAAAUCCUCAUUGUGGAUUGGGAUAUCCAUCAUGGCAAUGGAACCCAGCAGGCAUUCUACAGCGACCCCAGUGUUCUGUACAUUUCUCUCCAUCGUUAUGAUAAUGGAAAUUUCUUCCCAGGCAGUGGAGCUCCUGAGGAGGUUGGCAGUGGGAUGGGUGUAGGUUACAAUGUAAACAUUGCCUGGACUGGUGGAGUGGAUCCCCCUAUUGGUGAUGUGGAAUAUUUGACAGCCUUCAGGACUGUGGUGAUGCCUAUAGCCCACGAGUUCUCUCCAGAUAUGGUCCUUGUUUCUGCUGGCUUCGAUGCUGUUGAGGGACACUUGUCCCCACUGGGUGGAUAUUCUGUCACAGCCAAAUGUUUUGGGCACCUGACCAAACAACUGAUGGAUCUAGCAGAUGGACGUGUUGUCCUAGCUUUAGAAGGGGGUCAUGAUCUGACUGCCAUCUGUGAUGCCUCUGAAGCCUGUGUCUCUGCCUUGCUUGGCAUUGAGCUGGAACAGUUGGAUCAAGCUCUGUUGCAACAAAAACCUAAUUCAAAUGCCAUAGCUACAUUGGAGAAUGUCAUUGAAAUCCAGAGCAAACACUGGAAUUCAGUGAAAAGUUCUGCAGCAAUUGUUGGCUGCUCGUUGCUGGAGGCGCAGAAGGGAGAAGCAGAAGAAGCGGAGACCGUCAAUGCGAUGGCAUCACUGUCAGUGGACACAGAGCAGGGAAAAGCAGACUGUGGUGUCCGAUCAGUAGAAGAGCCAAUGGAGGCUGAACCAGUGUUGUGAAGUGCCAAGACUUCAAUUUCUGUAGCUGUCACUCUGUGGGUUUAAUUGAUCAUUUGUGAGUUCGUUAAAACAACAACAAAAUUAUUAUUUUUUAUCUAUUAAAAAGAAAAAAAAAGGAAAAAAAAGAGUUGCACUGGACAAAAUGAGCCUCUGUGUGUGUGCGUAAUCGCGUCAGUCUCCAAGCAUUUGUUCUCACCAGCAUCACCAUUUUGUCCUGACUCUUUGGAGAUUUGUGAAGGAACUUGGUAAGGGGGCUUUUCACAUGGACAUCUCCAUUAUUCCCUUUUCAGAUGUCAUUCCCUCCCCCCAUUCCUUCCUCCAUUGGACACUAAACCUGUCCCCUUUUUUAGGACUGGAAAAGCCGUUUUGCUUUUUGAGGAGAAAAAAAUACUUUCUAUCUCUUUGUCUCUCAUACCUACAGUUAAGUAAGAAGUGUCAAAGAAGUGUAUUUUUCCUCAAUAAUUUUUUUCCAGUGUACACUUGGAUCCUAAAUAGUUAUUCAGAAUCUUGAAUCUGGAUGCCAGAUUCUGCGCAAGGAAUUGUUGGUUUUAAUGAUCUUAUUGGUCAUCUCCAACUCUUGUAAUUCAAUUUCAUUAUCUCUUUCCUCUUCUACAUAGGUGAAUAUAUAAUUUUUCCUCCUUCAUUUGUUUGGAAUGAAAGAGAAAUGGAUUGCAGACUGAACUAAGGGACCCACAGAUGCCUCUUGCAUUUUAGAGUCUAGAACAGGAGAAUUUUCCUAUGCAGUACGGAGCCCCAGAGGUUCUACUAUCCUAGGCAAGCCAUCCAUAUUUACAGUUUGCAUUGAGCCAGACUUGCCCACUUCACCCUUUUCCUAAAUCUGACCCUGAAAAAGCAUUCCUCUCUCCUGGGUUGUUUGCAAAAUGAAUUGGGGUUGAAAAUCCCUCCCCUGGCCCUGAAUUUUCAAAUGCCUUUUCCCCCGACUUUGCCAUUUUUAAUGUUUUCAUUCUCUUUCCUAUCCCCAAAAUAGAUUCAUAAAUAUUUGGAUUUAAUGCUACCUUUGUUGCCUAAAUCUCUAUUCAUCUCAGCACUAAGCUGUUCCUCAAUUUAUAUAGUUCUGGUUAAAGCUCUAGAAAAAGCUCCCAAGGUAGGGAGAAAGGGGAAAAAGUGUGCCUUUAAGUCAUUUUUGUUAAUGCCUUAAUUUCUUUGUAAGUUCAUUUUUACACCAUCCCUCCUCAGUCCUAUCCCUUUUUCGUUUGCCAUCUAGUUAACAAUUAUCCUACAUAAAGACAGAAAGGAAUCACAUAUAUAUCCCCAGCCUCAAUGCAUGUUUUGGCCCUGAUCCUGUACCAGGCAUGUUCAAAGAAAUCAUGAAUAUCUCACCAGCCUGGGGAUCGUUGUGGAUGAGCAUUAACUCACUUCCAACACAGUACAGUUCUGUGUGACUGCAUUAUCACUCAGCUGUGCUUUGAUUUGCACAUCUGAAUUACAGUAUAUGUCCUGUUUAUGCCUGCAGUUCUCAAUCUGUCAACCGAUAUAUGCGAUAUAUGCGUGCAAGCCUAUUUACAAAG
Messenger RNA from Pseudonaja textilis, 5530 nucleotides. It is a transcript of the gene HDAC5, whose product is annotated as histone deacetylase 5. Lineage: Eukaryota; Metazoa; Chordata; Lepidosauria; Squamata; Elapidae. Gene Ontology annotation, biological process: negative regulation of transcription by RNA polymerase II. Gene Ontology annotation, molecular function: histone deacetylase activity. The record is from RefSeq and is a predicted model, not a curated record.